UCUAUCGGACUUCCCUGUGCUGUCGCUUUCGAUUGUAGCGUAAUUAGCAGCUGUACGUGCGCAGCGGUUUACUUCGACCUGUCUGAGGGACUGACAGUGAUCCAGCGGCGCACUGAAAACCAGCUCCAGUCCCUGCAGAUCACAUCAUGAGUGUCAGCUCAAGACGGAGCAGCGGGGAAGACCUCGACGAGCUGGAGUCAGUCAGCUGGUAUCAUUAUGAUUUGUCUCGGCAUGCAGCUGAAGCUCUUCUCCUUUCGAAUGGGGUGGAUGGGAGUUUUUUACUCAGAAACAGCAACAAAGGACCUGACUGCUUUGCUUUGUCUGUUCGAGCAAAGGAUUCAGUGAAACACUUUCAUGUCCGGAGGCAGUUUGGCAAAUAUUCCUUUGGCUUCAAUGAAUUUCCUUCCCUUCAGGAUUUUUGCAGUCACCUUGCCAAUCAGCCGCUGCUAGGCAGUGACACAGGAAACCUGAUAGUGCUACGGUUUCCAUACCCACGGCAGGUGGAAGAACCGUCCAUUUAUGAGACUGUGUGUGUGCAUACGGCCAUGCAGACAGGUCGACAUGAAAACGACCUAGUGCCUAAUGCUCCAUCACUUGGCACUAAAGAAGGUUAUCUGGUUAAACAAGGAGCUAUCAUCAAGAACUGGAAGCAGAGAUGGUUCACACUGAAUAGAAAUGAACUUAAAUAUUUUAAAGAUAAGAUGUUUGUAGAGCCAAUACGAACCCUGGAUCUGACGGAGUGCUCUGCUGUUCAGUUUGAUUACAGUCAGGAGAGGGUUAACUGCUUCUGUCUGGUGUUCCCCGAGAGGACGUUUUAUUUGUGUGCAAAAUCUGGUGCUGAGGCAGAUGAAUGGAUUAAAAUACUUCGAUGGAAACUGUCACAGAUAAAGAAAGGACGAUGAUGUUCAACAUGGAGAGAAGUAGUAGCGGAGCAAUGCGAGCUGUAUACAUUUAAAUACUAGUAUAUACAGAGGAUACAUCAACUGCGUCUGAUGCUCUGUGAUCUUGGCAUCACGGUUGUACAACUGAUCACACCUAAAAUAUCUUAUGGUCAAUGAAUAAGUUUUUACAUAGAAGAAAAGCACAGUUCCAAGGCACCAUGCUAUUGUGCUUUAUAAAGCUAUCUGAAGACGGUGCACUACCAGUAUUGAGAUUAUAAUUGACAAGUUUUUUUUUUUUUCACCAUAUUGUGUUCUGUGUUGAGUUUCAGUUCUCCUCGUUUUUCUCCAGCCCCAAGUUAAACAGUGUGUCUGCUUUCAAACAUAUGUACAUUUCCCCUUAUAUACAUGUUUGCAAUUUUGUUUGUCAAAUCCUUUGGAUGCAAUAAGCUUUUUCCAGAAUAGAGAGCUGCUGUAAUUACAUAUUUUUGUAGGCCAACUUGGAAACUAGAAUCAACCUUGACAAAAACCCAACAGGAAUUUUCCAUUAGCUUUUGGAUUUGUUCAUCAUGAUAAGCUUAAUAAAUAAACACAAUGUAUCAAUUUUAAA
Molecule: messenger RNA, 1488 nt
Organism: Carassius gibelio (silver crucian carp)
Lineage: Eukaryota; Metazoa; Chordata; Actinopteri; Cypriniformes; Cyprinidae
Gene: dapp1
Product: dual adaptor of phosphotyrosine and 3-phosphoinositides
Exons: 9
Coding region: 147-902 (251 amino acids)
Source: RefSeq, a predicted model, not a curated record